UGAUUGGAAGAAAAUUCAGUGAUUCUCAAGUCCAAGAAGACAUGAAGCUGUGGCCUUUUAGAGUCAUAAACGGGCCUGCAGACAACCCAAAGAUUGUUGUCACCUACAAAGGCCAUGAAAAGGAAUUUGUGGCAGAAGAAAUUUCAUCAAUGGUUCUUGGCAAGAUGAAAGAAACUGCAGAGACAUACCUUGGGAAAGCCGUGAAAAAUGCUGUGGUGACAGCCCCGGCUUACUUUAAUGACUCACAACGUCAAGCAACAAAGGAUGCUGGUGCCAUUGCUGGAUUAAACGUCAUUCGCAUAAUAAACGAGCCUACAGCAGCUGCAAUGGCAUAUGGUGUGGACAGUAAGUUAGAUAUUGUUGGCAAGAUAAAUGUGCUUGUCUUUGAUUUGGGUGGCGGAACCUUUGAUGUCUCUAUAUUGACCAUUGCUAAAAAUGGCACUUUUGAGGUGAAAGCUGUUGCCGGUGACACUCAUUUGGGAGGGGAGGACUUUGAUAACCGUAUGGUGGCUCAUUGUGUUUGAGAAUUUAAGAGGAAGUAUAAUAAUGACUUGACAGUGAAUAAAAAAGCAUUG
This is a messenger RNA of Erigeron canadensis, 575 nucleotides long. Its product is annotated as heat shock 70 kDa protein-like. The record is from RefSeq and is a predicted model, not a curated record. Gene Ontology annotation, biological process: protein refolding; cellular response to unfolded protein. Lineage: Eukaryota; Viridiplantae; Streptophyta; Magnoliopsida; Asterales; Asteraceae. The coding region runs from base 42 to 524 and encodes 160 amino acids. The transcript has a single exon. Gene Ontology annotation, cellular component: cytoplasm. Gene Ontology annotation, molecular function: ATP-dependent protein folding chaperone; misfolded protein binding; ATP binding.